Messenger RNA from Arabidopsis thaliana (thale cress), 855 nucleotides. RefSeq names its product AWPM-19-like family protein. The record is from RefSeq and is marked reviewed. Lineage: Eukaryota; Viridiplantae; Streptophyta; Magnoliopsida; Brassicales; Brassicaceae. The transcript is spliced from 3 exons. The coding region runs from base 124 to 684 and encodes 186 amino acids.
AUAGCCCUUCCAUAUAGAUCAUCACCGAGCAAGUUAGUUUACGUGUUGUUGCAAAGAGAAGAAAGGUUUCGAGUAGCAAAAGAGUAAAACUAGAUCUUUAGGAGAAGGUAAAAGAAGCAAUUGAUGGCGACGACAGUGGGAAGAAACAUAGCAGCACCAUUGCUGUUCUUGAAUCUUGUUAUGUACCUGAUUGUGCUUGGUUUUGCAAGUUGGUGUCUCAAUAAAUACAUCAACGGCCAAACUAACCACCCAAGUUUUGGAGGCAAUGGAGCAACACCGUUCUUCUUGACGUUUUCGAUAUUGGCGGCUGUGGUAGGAGUAGCGUCGAAGUUGGCCGGAGCAAAUCAUAUUAGGUUUUGGAGGAAUGAUAGUUUAGCCGCUGCUGGAGCUUCUUCCAUCGUUGCAUGGGCUAUCACAGCUCUUGCCAUGGGGUUGGCAUGCAAACAAAUAAACAUAGGAGGAUGGAGAGGAUGGAGACUGAAGAUGAUUGAAGCCUUCAUUAUCAUUUUGACGUUCACGCAGCUUCUCUACCUCAUGUUGAUCCAUGCCGGUUCACUCAGCAGCAAAUAUGGUCCUGGAUACAGAGACCAAGACUAUGCUACAGGCCAAGCUCAUGGUCAUGGUCAUGUACCACACACUGUGGGAGAGCACAAGGCUGGUGUUGGAUCUACCAUGGCAGUCUGAUGAAAAUCUGUGUCUUUUAAUUGUGUUUUGACGUUUGGUUAAGAAGUACUUAUUAUAGUUUAUGUUUUUUCAAGUUAUGUAAUAAUGUAAUUCCUAUCCAUCUGACAAACGAACGAAUCUUGUGUGUUCUUUUGUUAAUUAGUUAAAUGGAGAUGUGUUUCUUUGUGUUCU